CAUGCAGGCUUCUUUAAGGUGUGGUUAGUGCAGCUGAGGCCUGUUGCUUUUGGCUUCUACUGACUAUCUACAUCAUGUUUCUCUUGGCUUUUUUUUCCUCUGCUUGGGUAUUAUCAGUAGCUUUUGGUUGCUCACAUGGUCAAGUACAUCUAGUAAAUGGAAGUGGUCCAAAUGUGGGAAGACUAGAAAUAUGUAUCAAUGGAGAUUGGGGAACUGUUUGUGAUGAUAUGUGGUCACACACUAAUGCUCAAGUAGUCUGUAGACAACUGGGAUACUCUACUGAUGGUGCUGUAUUUCUUGAGAAAGCAUUCUUUGGUGCUGGGAAUGGGUCCAUAUUAUUAGAUGACGUUGUUUGUUCAGGAUCAGAAGAUACAAUACUUCAAUGUAGGCACUCAAGUUUUGGGUCUCAUAACUGUGUACAUGAUGAGGAUGUAGGUGUGCAUUGCUCAGAAUCAGUAACUAUAGAAGAAUCUGUUGAUAAUGUCACAGUCUGCGAUACUGAACUUGAUGAUCAGUUGUGGUCAGUGAUGAGUACCAGUGGUAGCUGUGAGCCUUAUAUUAAAAGAGACUCUAAAGCUGGAAUUUGUGAUGACCUAUAUAUUGCUUGGACUGAUUAUGUGUACAUUCCAAACAGACGUCUUGGAGGCUCUCAAAAUCUUUUAAGGCAAUUCACAGAAGAACUUGAUGAGUUAAUUCCAUCAAUACCAGUCCGCUGUCGUGAUAUUGCUAUUAGAAUUCUGUGUACUCACUAUUACUUGCCCUGUGGUUUUAAUGGUACCCUGCAUGUUCCACUACCUUUAUGUCCUGAUGUGUGCCGAUACAUGUCAGAAACAUUGUGUCCUGAUAUCUGGCAAUUUAUUUCUAGUUCUUUUACCUCUGAUCAAAUUGAUCUUGAAUAUAGAAAUGACGAGGGAAUUAUACUGCCAUCGUGUAACAAUACUGAUAAGCUAAUUGAUUUCUUGAAUCUCACUAGUGACUGUUGCUCUAAUGGACGUGUUUUGCUACCACAACCAACUGUCACAAAAACUGAAGGCAACAAUGAAAACAGUACACCUGCUUCAUCACAUUACGUGUCAACAAUACGGAACUCUAUGCUCAUUCCUAGUGGUGUCCCUUCAUCUUCUUCAAAUAAAUUAACAUCUGUUGUAGUGCCAUUAACAGUCACUAUUUCAGUAUUGUUAUUGAUAGCAUUCAUUACUGUAUCAUCCAUUAUCUGUGUGAUUAAGAGAACAAUGAUUAAGAAAAAGGAAAUGAUGCUGCAUGCAAUUUCAAAGCAUCAACAUGGCUCCAAGCCUUCAUUUUUUUCUGAAAGCAAACCGAUUAAUAUUUCAUCAAAGUACAUGGAUCAGUUAUCAGAUUAUAUAAUAUCAGGAUCCUUCAUUGAAAUGCUAGAAACCAUUGGACAAGGUGAAUUUGGUGUAGUUUAUCGUGGUGUAAUGGCUAAUGAUAUUGAAUUUCCAAAAGCAGUUGCUGUGAAAACAUUAAAAAGUUUAUGUAAGGAGAGCAAUAUUGAUUCAUUACUGGAUGAGUGCAUUAUAAUGAUGUCAUUUGAUAAUUUAAAUGUAUUACCACUGAUUGGUGUGUGUCUUGAUCUUGGACCAGCUCCAUACAUUAUCAUGCCUUUCAUGUCAAGAGGAAGUUUAUUGUCUUACCUCAAGAAAGAGAGGCCUAAUCUUACAGUAGCUGAUACCAGUGAAGAGGAUAUUAUACUGAAUGUCAGGAAACAGUUACUCUCCAUUUGUUUACAAGUUGCCAAUGGAAUGUCUUACUUAGCUUCACAGAGGUUUGUUCAUUGUGAUCUUGCUGCUAGAAACUGCAUGAUUGAUGAUAAUGGUAUAAUUAAAGUAGCAGACUUUGGACUAUCUGAAGACAUAUAUGCCUGCAAUUACUUCAGGCAACUAAAGAACAGUGAUAAUAACUCAGGAUCAUCAACAGUUAAACUACCAGUGAAAUGGAUGGCAUUAGAGAGUCUUCAUGAUGGACUAUUCUCUGAAAAAUCAGAUGUUUGGUCUUAUGGUGUUCUUUGUUGGGAAGUAUUCAGUCUUGGUAAGGCACCAUAUCCUGGUCUGGAUCCAAUAGGAGUAGUGGAGUUACUGGAUACUGGAGGACGAUUACAAUAUCCACAUAAUGGAACCUGCUCACAGGAAAUUUACUUGCUGAUGCUGUCUUGUUGGUCUGAGUCUCCUAAUGAUAGGCCAGUAUUCAGUGAUUUGGUUUCUUCAAUUAAUGCACUCAUUGAACCAUUGGCUGGCUACCUUGAUUUUACUGACAUUAAUAAUACUUGUACUGUAAAAGAAAGUGAUGUUUGUGACUAGAUUUAUGUAUCAGUAUUUUUUAUAGAAUGUAUAAUGUGAAACAACUUAA
Amphimedon queenslandica is the source of this 2364-nucleotide messenger RNA. Its product is annotated as muscle, skeletal receptor tyrosine-protein kinase-like. The transcript has 12 exons. Gene Ontology annotation, biological process: nervous system development; multicellular organism development; protein phosphorylation. Bases 75 to 2315 code for a protein of 746 amino acids. Lineage: Eukaryota; Metazoa; Porifera; Demospongiae; Haplosclerida; Niphatidae. The record is from RefSeq and is a predicted model, not a curated record. Gene Ontology annotation, molecular function: transmembrane receptor protein tyrosine kinase activity; protein binding; ATP binding. Gene Ontology annotation, cellular component: plasma membrane; signaling receptor complex.